UAAUCUGAUUUAAGAUUCAAUACGAGUACAUGUUUUUUUAAGUUAUACACUAGCAGUAUAUCAAAUAGGGAAAAAAUGGAGGGUGUAAAUGAUGUUAGAAGACACAAGGGGUAAAACUGGAUUCAGACAACUAAGCCACCCCUUACCCGGUGGUGCGCAUUGGAUAGGCAAAAGUUUUCUCCACUCCUGAUUAUGGGCCUGGGUUUUUUAACCCCCUUUAGUUGAUUAUAUUCAAGUCAGGUCCAAGUCUCCGGAUGAAAAAGUUCGAUUAGAGUUAGGUUUAGGAUUCUAAAAUUUAGGAAACAAUAUACUUGAUCGCCAAGUUAUAUGAAUCCUAUUUAUUUCCUGAUCUAGAAACGUGGGGAUCUACAAAUACUCACGACUUGUUUCAGUUAAAAAGAUAUCCAGGGUUUACUUUAUUUUUGAUUAUCACAUUCAAUCAUGCCGAAGAACAAAGGUAAAGGAGGAAAGAAUCGAAAGAGGGGAAAGAAUGAAGCAGACGACGAGAAAAGAGAAUUAGUAUUCAAAGAAGAUGGACAAGAAUAUGCUCAAGUACUGCGUAUGCUUGGCAAUGGAAGAUGUGAAGCCAUGGGGAUUGAUGGUGUGAAAAGAUUGUGUCAUAUUCGAGGUAAGCUGCAUAAGAAAGUGUGGAUUAGUGGUGGUGAUAUAAUAUUAGUUGGUUUAAGAGAUUAUCAAGAUGACAAAGCUGAUAUUAUACUGAAAUAUAAUAGUGAUGAAUCUAGAUUGUUGAAAGCUUAUGGUGAAUUACCUGAUACUACUAAAAUCAACGAAGGUACUGUUGAUGAAGGUGAAGAGGAAGGGGAAAGCCAUAUUGAAUUUAUUGAAGAAGAUAUUGAUAGGAUAUAGGUUGAUUUCUGUUCGUUAAUUUAUUUUUGUUUGAUUGUUUUUUUAUUUUCUACGAUAUCAGGAUUUAUUUUUUGAUUAUUUUGUAUAAGAGAGAUAUUUAAUUAAUUCAGCAUAUUCAUAUGUUAUAACUUGCCUUGUGGAUGAUGGUGUCAUAAUCACGAAUUUUAGGUAAUGGUGUAUAACUCUGGGAGCUUUAAUAAGCAGGCAUUAAAUAUCAUAGGUAAUUAGAUUCAAUUCAUAGGUAAUUAGAUUCUUAAUAUCAUAGGAUGGGUUUCGUAAAUAGCGUACGUGAGGGCGGGGAGAUGUUGGAAAGUUGCCCGGAACUGGAAGUGAUGCGUAAAGAAGGGAAGAAUUUGAUCAGCAGUUCCCAUGGUAAUAGCGGCUGCGAGGUGGAGAGCAAUACCAAAAAGCCUUGGAAGGAAAUCGAAAAUGCAAACUAUUCUCUUCCAUCCCCUUGAAUGCUUGACAACUUUGGCUGUUCCCACCACCGCAGCACCGAUUGCAACUCCAGCUGCAAGUCCUUUGGCUUUUGUACUCGCAAGAUUAGGGCUACUACUCUUCUCAGCUAGGACAUCGACCACAGUUUCUCCAUUUCCCUUAGACAUGUUGGUUGAGAUUGAAUAAAAUUUAGAGAAAGAGAAAUGGAGCUCUUUUGGUUGUUGGUACGAGGAAACU
Molecule: messenger RNA, 1542 nt
Organism: Papaver somniferum (opium poppy)
Lineage: Eukaryota; Viridiplantae; Streptophyta; Magnoliopsida; Ranunculales; Papaveraceae
Product: eukaryotic translation initiation factor 1A-like
Exons: 1
Coding region: 442-867 (141 amino acids)
Biological process (GO): translational initiation
Cellular component (GO): cytoplasm
Molecular function (GO): RNA binding; translation initiation factor activity
Source: RefSeq, a predicted model, not a curated record